AUGGAAGUAAACUAUUUUUAUUCGAUGGCCUUCGAACGUAAACUGAACCAAAUACAAAACCGGGAAUCGUACGCGAGUGCGGCAUCAUUCGUGUGUUACACUCGUGCUGGUACACCAGCAAGUCCUGUCGUCCGAAUCCAUCGUUUGCCGAGAACGAGUCACUAUGCCGAGCAAGUCGGUGGCAGAGCACCCGUGGCAGUAGAAAUGAAAUAUCUUGCCGCCAAAGUAUUGGAGCUGACACUGGCCAUUCGAAAUUACGAAGAGCUGAACGAAUCGCUCUCCGGUGUAACUAUUUCCCAGCGUGGUGUGUUGCCCAAUAUCCAGGCCAUUCUGAUGCCACAGAAGACCGGAAAAAGGCGCCGAAUUAAGGUUUUCUGUGUUGGCUGGUGA
Molecule: messenger RNA, 390 nt
Organism: Topomyia yanbarensis
Lineage: Eukaryota; Metazoa; Arthropoda; Insecta; Diptera; Culicidae
Product: histone H2A, sperm-like
Exons: 2
Coding region: 1-390 (129 amino acids)
Cellular component (GO): nucleosome
Molecular function (GO): structural constituent of chromatin; protein heterodimerization activity; DNA binding
Source: RefSeq, a predicted model, not a curated record